Molecule: messenger RNA, 1437 nt
Organism: Hippocampus comes (tiger tail seahorse)
Lineage: Eukaryota; Metazoa; Chordata; Actinopteri; Syngnathiformes; Syngnathidae
Gene: lrpap1
Product: low density lipoprotein receptor-related protein associated protein 1
Exons: 8
Coding region: 129-1175 (348 amino acids)
Biological process (GO): negative regulation of very-low-density lipoprotein particle clearance; negative regulation of receptor internalization
Cellular component (GO): endoplasmic reticulum; cis-Golgi network; endoplasmic reticulum-Golgi intermediate compartment
Molecular function (GO): low-density lipoprotein particle receptor binding; heparin binding; lipase binding
Source: RefSeq, a predicted model, not a curated record
UGACUGCCCCAUUGGUCACGUGUCUUACGAUGCUCGGGCACAAUAAUAGUGUCCAUCAGUGUGACUCGUCUGUCAUUUUAUGUUUUUCCUAGUUGUGUUUUAGACACGCAGUGUGUUUCCUAUUUAAGAUGAAAGAACUGUAUUCAUUAGUUGUUGUUUCUCUCGGUGUUUGCGUAAUGGCCGGUAAAUACUCGCGGGAGUCGAACGAGCCCCAAAAAGCUGGCGUCGGUGAUGAGCAGACAGACGAAUUCAGGAUAUCGAAGUUGAACCAGGUGUGGAACAAGGCCUUGCGGAUGCAGUUGUCCCCUGUGAAGCAAGCCGAGCUGCACAGUGACCUGAAAAUCCAGGAAAAGGCUGAGCUGCAAUGGAAGAAAUGGAAGGUUGAGGGACUGGAUGAAAAUGGAGAGAAAGAGGCUCAAAUCCGCCGUAACUUCAAUGUGAUCCUGGCCAAGUACGGGAUGGAUGGCAAAAGAGACACAAGACACCUGGAGAGCAACUCUCUGAAGGACCAUGACUUUCAAGAUGGUGACAUAUUUGAAGAUCCCAAGCUGGAUAAACUAUGGAACAAGGCAAAAAGCUCCGGCAAAUUCACUGAGGAGGAGCUGCUGAACCUGAAGAGAGAGUUCCAGCACCACAAGGAAAAGAUCCACGAGUACAACAUCCUCAUGGAUACUGUGAGCAGGACCGAGGAGAUCCACAAGAAUGUAAUCUCCCCCCUGGAGGGCGUCGGCAAAGAGCAGGAGGUGCAGCAGAAGCACACGGAGCUGAAGCGGAAGAUGAGGGACCUCGAUGAAGGCUUUGCGCGCCUCCGCAAGCUCAGCCACGAGGGCUUCAUCGAGGACAGCGAAUUCCGGGAGCCCCGUGUGAUCGAACUGUGGGAGGCUGCCAAGAGAGCCAACCUCAGUAAUGAUGAGCUGGACUCUCUCAAGGAGGAGCUGCAUCACUUUGAGACCAAGGUGGAGAAGCACAGCCACUAUCAGGAGCAGUUGGAGCUCUCCCACCAGAAGCUUCAACACGUGGAGGCUUUAGGAGACAAACAGCACAUCAAGAGGAACCAGGACAAGUACAACACUCUGGCUGAGAAGACCAGGGAGAUGGGCUACAAGAUGAAGAAACACAUGCAGGACUUACACAACAAGAUCUCUGGUCAAGGUCUGGCCCACAAUGAGCUGUGAUGACCUCGCUCAUGUCAACGCCAAUGAAGAAUCAAUGAUUUCAACUAAGUCUUGCUUCCCCUCUCACACUAACCCAGUCAUACUAACUUAGUUGAGCCACUGUAAAACAAUCCAUUUUUUUUCUACCUUAGUGUUUGUGUAUUGAUUUGUUGUGGCGUUUACAAAUCAAAUCAGAACAAAUUGGUUUUCUUGUACAUACAUGAAAAAAUUUCCUGACAAACCAGCACUUUUUUGUAAUAAAUGAUCAGAUUUGCUGUUGUAC